GUUGCUGACAGUGCUGUCUAGAGCAGCUGUCAGUCGGAUAGUGUGUGAAGGUCCACGGACACGGAGACAUGAGCGCAGAGUAACUAGAUUCUUUGCAAAGGAAAACCAUAAUUCCUCUCCGGAUUUCAGUUUGCGUCACCUCUGCCAUGUGAGCUGGAUUUGUUUUCAACCCAUGUUUUCUUUAUUCCCCUCUCUGUGAUCUGGAGUUGCUGGUUAAACUGAGCAUGCUUUUAUCGUUGUCUUUGUUUCAUGUGAGACUUGAUUAAGAUCUCGGGGCUGCGGACCAGACCGCCAACAUCAGGGAUUGAGAGAGAGAGGCUAAUCAUUCAAACUGCAGCCCAACUUUUUUUUUAUCCUCAGUCCGGGCAGGGAUGUCUUUGACUCGCGUGGAUUACAUUGCGCCCUGGUGGACUUACUGGCUUCACACUUUUCCCCACAUCAACCUUAGGUUUCAGCCCACUGACAAGAGCUUCCAGCCGGAAGACGAGAACUACCAGCAGUCUCUCAUAUUCCUGGGAUGUGUGGCAGCAGCAGGACUUGGCCUUAACCUACUGUGUUUGGCCAUCUAUCUGAGCUGUCUGUGCUGCUGUCACAAAGACGAAGACGAGGAAACCAAGAAGCCCAACUCCUGCUGUGUCACCUGGUCGGCUGUUGCUGCAGGUCUUAUCACAUGCAUCUCUGUGGGUGUGGGUUUCUACGGCAACAGUGAGACCAAUGACGGCGUGUAUCAGCUGACAUACUCCCUGUACAAUGCCAACCACACCCUGGGUGGUGUAGACAGCCUGGUGACAGGCACAAUGGGUAACAUGAGGACUGGUCUACACCAGCACCUUGCAAGGUUGGAUGAGAUCUUUGCCACGAGGGGCGACUACGUGCAGACCCUGCAGUUCAUGCAGCAGAUGGUGGACAACGUGAUCAAACAGCUGCUGGGGCUGCCCGACUGGGACGGGGCUAAAGUGGACCUGGCAACCAUUGCUGAUCAGACUGCAAGUAUAGAGUACUACAGAUGGCUAACCUACCUGCUGCUCCUCAUCUUGGACCUCAUCAUCUGCCUGCUAGCCUGUCUGGGCCUGGCCAAGCAAUCCCGCUGGCUACUCACCACUAUGAUGGUGUUCGGUGUACUGACACUGAUCCUGAGCUGGACUUCUCUGGGCGCUGACCUUGCUGCUGCUGUGGGCACAAGUGAUUUCUGUGUGUCACCUGACAAGUACGUCAUGAGUCAGACAAAGGGGAUCAUCACUGCAGAUAUCGUCCACUACUACCUUUACUGCAAUCAGACUCUCUCCAACCCUUUCCAGCAGCCUCUGACCAUCUUCCAGAGGUCCCUCACCACCAUGCAGAUCCAGAUCCAGGGUCUUCUACAGUUUGCCGUGCCCCUGUUUCCCACAGCUGAGAGGGAUUUACUGGGUAUCCAGCAUUUGCUCAACUCCUCCGAGGCAAGCCUGCACCAGCUAACAGCUCUGCUGGACUGCAGGGGGCUCAACAAGGACUACCUGGAUGCAAUGGUGGGGGUGUGCUAUGAUGGCGUGGAGGGUGUGCUAUAUCUCUGCCUAUUCUCAAUCCUCGCUGCCUGUGCCUUCACCGUCAUGCUGUGUGCCAUUCCCAGGGCAUUGAGACAAAUCGCCAGCAGAGAGCGAGAUUACGAUGACAUAGACGAGGAGGAUCCGUUCAAUCCACGGGCCAGGAGGAUAGGCUCUCAGAACCCCAACCACGCUAACCUACACAGCUUCUGCAGCUACAGCAGCAGCAUGGGCAGCCAGAACAGCCUGCAUCCACCUGCACCGACUGUCUCCAAUCACCCCAUGUCUGAGUACAUGAACCAGACAGCUCUUUUUGGUGGAAAUCCACGGUAUGAGAACGUUCCUUUGAUAGGACGAGGCUCCCCACCCCCCUCGAUAUACUCUCAGCCGUAUAGAAAUCCAUACUCCCCUACGAUGAGGGCUACUUAUCUCUCCAUGACUGAGGAACAGAGCAGACAUUUUGGAAGUGACUUCCAAGCCUAGACUUCUACACAUGUGCAAGGAGGGAACCUGCAAAAAAGCAAGAAGCAGCUGUCGGAUGCAUCAUAGCGUAUGAACUUUAACAUCUCUUCUGUGCAGAACUCCGGCCUAUGCGGUUUCAGGCCAAUGGAAAUAAAACUCUGUAAUGUUCUUUGCUGCAGUACCUUGCAAAAGUAAUCAUACCCCUUGAUCUUUUUCAGACUUUGUCACACUACAACCAAAAAAUCUGAAUAUACUUUAUUGAGAUUUUAUGUAAUAGACCGACACAAAGCAGUGCCUCAUUAGGAAGUGGAGCAAAAAUGAUACACGAUGUUCAUAUUUUUCACAAAUAAAAAUAUGUAAAUUGUGGCAUGCACUUGUAUUCAGCGUCCUGAGCCGAACACCUUUAACUGCAGUUACAGUUGCACGUCUUUUUGGGUAUUUCUCUACCAGCUUUGCACAUCUAGAGACUGAUAUAUUUAACUAAAAAUUCUUUGCAAAAUGGUCAAGCUCAGUCAGAUUGCUUGACAAGUGUCUCUGAACAUCUAUAUUCAAGCUUUACCACAGAUUCUUAGUUGAGAUAAUGUCUGGAUGUUGUCUAGACCAUUCUAAUACAUGAAAGUGCUAUGAUCUACUCCAUUCCACUGACUGGAUAUUAAAGGUCAUUGUCCUGCUGGAACAUGAACCUGUCCCACUCUCAAGUCUUAUGUAGACUUUAACAGGUUUUCCUCCAGGUGUGCCCCAUCUUUAGCUCCGUUCAUCAUUCCCACAGCGUGAUGCUGCCAUUCCCAUGUUUCACUGUGGGGUUGGUGAAGUGCAGUGUACGUUUUCUGCCACACAAAGCAUUGGCAAUUAUGUUUUGGUUUCAUCUGAGUAAAGCACCCUUUUCUACAUAUUUUCUGUUUUUCCCCUACAAAGUUAAGAGGAACCUCUUAUAGCUUUCGUUGAACAAUAGUUUCUUCUUGCCAUUCUUCCACAAAGGUCACAUUUGUGGAGUUCAUAGUAACAGUUGUCCUGCCAACAGAUUCUUGAACCUGAGCUGUGGAUCUCUGCAACUUCUAUAGAUUAAAGGGGUGUAUUGCCUUUUGCUCCAAGGACUGCUCUUCUUGACCAGCCUGUACGUUAAGGUCGAUGGCCUUCUCUUGGUAGGUUUGUAGUUGUGCUAUAUUCCUUUUAGUUUCUCAUGAUUGUGGCUUCUCAAGGCAAUUGGUUGCACUGGGUUUUAUUUAGGGGUAAAGAAGGCUGAAUACAACGUUUUAUUUUAUUUUAGCCAAUUUGUUUAAUUUUCUUUAGCUUUCAUUUAACCAUGUAUAAUUAUCCUUUCACUUCACAGUGAUGCAGUACAUUGUGGUCUAUCACAUACAAUUUUUGGCUGUAACUCAAUCAAUCGGUAUGAAUACAUUUGCAAGGCACUAUAUUUAAAGGUCCUAACUGACACCUCUUGCACAUUUUUAAAGAUCCUGCUCAAUAUUUCAUGACCUGUUCUAUAAAUGUUUUUCUGUUCACUUGAUACCUAGCGGAAAGUUCAGAAACAUCCUAAAGGACUGGAUGAGAUUUCCAAAAAAUAUUUUUAAGUGAAGAUUUUUCUGCUUCCCACUCUGAACUGUGUGUCUGAUAUCUCACAGCUUAUAUCCAUGUCUUUAAAGGUUAACUCAUGAACGCAAAGUCUUCUAAACAUAUUGUAUUAUUUCCUGAUAUGCUACAGAGUUGAAAGUUGUGAAGCACAAACCCAGCACUGACAGCACACUGCAGGAGGUAAUGGUAAAGAACUUUUUAUUUACAUGCUCACACAAGCUUUACAUCUCUGAAAAAAGAUUACCUUGAGACCUUUGCUUUUGUAAAUAAUUUGUAAAAUAACAUCCCAUUCUUUUUUAUAUAGAGUUCUUUUAAUUGUGUGCCAUUUUUAUAUAUUUUCUCUAGAUUUUCAUGGCAAUGUCAGGAUCACCAUUUUUUCUAUUGUCUAUUAGGUCAUUAAUUUUAUUGUGCAUAUCUAAUCCAACCAAUACAGAUCAUAGUCUGGUAAGCUGUGCUGCUCUGGCUAAAAUUAUUAAUAGAAUUCUGGGUAUUAUUUUUCUUUAAAUUCACCCAUCCAAACAGCAGUUUUAUUGACUAAUGUUUUGUACGAAUUUAAUACAGGCAGUGUUGAUUAAUAGUAUUUUUUGUAGCAUGUUACACUGUAAAGGCACUGAGAGUGGUGCUUAAUUUUGUGUGUCCCAAAACCUAAAAUCUAAUUGUGAGUCGAAUAAACCAGUUUGAGUACAA
This is a messenger RNA of Girardinichthys multiradiatus, 4241 nucleotides long. RefSeq names its product tweety family member 2 (gene ttyh2). The record is from RefSeq and is a predicted model, not a curated record. Gene Ontology annotation, cellular component: plasma membrane. NCBI's taxonomy places the organism in Eukaryota, Metazoa, Chordata, Actinopteri, Cyprinodontiformes, Goodeidae. Gene Ontology annotation, molecular function: volume-sensitive chloride channel activity; intracellularly calcium-gated chloride channel activity. The coding region runs from base 372 to 2003 and encodes 543 amino acids. The transcript is spliced from 15 exons.